Leptopilina boulardi is the source of this 10644-nucleotide messenger RNA. It is a transcript of the gene fry, whose product is annotated as protein furry. The record is from RefSeq and is a predicted model, not a curated record. Gene Ontology annotation, cellular component: site of polarized growth; cell cortex. The coding region runs from base 495 to 10112 and encodes 3205 amino acids. NCBI's taxonomy places the organism in Eukaryota, Metazoa, Arthropoda, Insecta, Hymenoptera, Figitidae. The transcript has 44 exons. Gene Ontology annotation, biological process: neuron projection development; cell morphogenesis.
CUGUCCUGGCACACAAAGGCCAUUUAAGAAAAAGGUCAAAAUCAGGUCAGUUAAAUAUUUCAAAAUUGCGAAAAUACGCCAAAUAAUUGAAUUAAAGAAUAUUUUUAUAUUUUCUAAUUGAAAAUCUCAUUUUCCAGAAAGUGGGAGAUUUUUUUUUCAAUUCAACGGAAAAGAAAAAUUUCAUUCUCCUGGCAAAAAAAAAAAAAAAUUUAUCGCCAUGUUGGAGAGCGCAUCGUCAUCGAUUCUUCGUCUUGCUGCUGCUGCCUUUCCUGAACCAGGAAAGCCACGCGCUGCCAUCUGGCAGUCGUGCAUACUCGUUUAUCGACCCACCCGACAGACAAUUCAUCAAAUUCAACUAGAAUUUCGGACUCCAAAAAAAAUUACAUAAUUUGAAAAAAGUCUGAAAAUGCAGCCCUGCAUGUAAGAACAAUAGUGUUUUGCAAUUUCAACAUGAAGCAUGAAGCACAAAACUGGAGUGACGAAAAAAUUCUGAGAUGUUGCCUGAAAGUGAGGCAAACAUUGAAGACAUGACAGAAGGAGGGGAAAAUCAAGCAAGCAGUGAUAGCGGAGCUGAUGCCUCUGAAUCGAGAUCUAUUCAGGGGGAGGUUUCGAAUGAAGGAACGGUGGAAACAUCACCUGGCUUAUGUCAAGAAGUUCUUACUGUCCAAGGUGUAAUACAAGGCGACAAUAACGAUGCAGCUAAUGAAUCAACUUCGAGUCGUGUAAGCUCAGUGACAGUUGUAUUGCCUUGGGGAGCACAAAAAGAAACCUGUAAACCACAUCAAAUAGCAGAUAUGGAUUUGAGACCAGGAGAAUUUGUGAUGCGAACAUUGUUCGCUGAUUUCACUACACAAGCUGAGAAAAAAAUGGAGACUGUUAUGACUGAUCAUGAAAAACCUCUUUCAAAAGUUUUACAACGUGGAGAAGAUUCACAAUUUGAUCAAUUACUCUCUGCGUUUGGUUCGGUCGCUGAACAUUGUCUACCAUCGAUUCUCAGGGCUUUAUUUGAUUGGUAUGAGAGACAAUUAGUUGACCAUGGCACUGAUCAAAAGAAACAAUCGUCCGCGAAAGAAGAUCAAAAGGGAAAAAGUAUAAUGUAUACAAUAGUUUCUGGAAGUGUAGAAACUGUUGAGCGAAGUGAAGCAGAUUUAAUGCAAGAACGAAGAGAUUUAUCAGUGGAAUUUAUAUUUUGUUUAGUGUUGAUUGAAGUUCUACGUCAAUUACCAUUCCAUCCAGGACAUGAGGAUCUUGUAACGUACAUCGAAAAUAUAGCUUUUAAACAUUUUAAAUACAGAGAAGGAAUUCAAAAUGAACCAAAUGCAGCAAAUAUUCACAUUAUUGCUGAUUUAUAUGCUGAAGUUAUUGGAGUUCUCGCACAGUCACGAUUUAUGUAUGUGCGUAAACGUUUUAUGAUUGAAUUAAAGGAACUUAGAGCGAAGGAACCAGGACCUCACACUACCCAAAGUAUUAUUUCUUUACUAAUGGGAAUGAAAUUCUUCAGAGUGAAGAUGGUUCCUAUCGAAGAGUUUGAAGCAUCAUUUCAAUUUAUGCAAGAGUGCGCUCAAUAUUUUUUAGAAGUUAAAGACAAAGAUGUGAAACACGCUCUUGCUGGACUUUUUGUUGAAAUUCUCGUACCUGUUGCUGCCGCUGUGAAAAAUGAAGUAAAUGUUCCAUGUUUAAAAAAUUUCGUGGAAAUGUUGUAUUCGACAACAUUAGAUAUGUGCACGAAGAAUAAACAUCGUUUGGCACUAUUUCCAUUGGUAACGUGUCUUCUUUGUGUUAGUCAAAAAACAUUUUUCCUUCAGAGUUGGCAUUGUUUUCUAGCAAUGUGUCUCUCUCAUCUCAAAAAUCGAGAUCCCAAAAUGUGUCGAGUUGCCUUGGAGGCCUUGUAUCGUUUACUUUGGGUUUACAUGAUACGUAUAAAGUGCGAAAGUAAUUCGGCAACGCAGAGCCGUUUACAGAGUAUUGUAAAUUCAUUAUUUCCAAAAGGUUCAAAGGCCGUUGUUCCCCGUGAUACACCAUUGAAUAUUUUUGUGAAAAUCAUUCAAUUUAUUGCCCAAGAGAGACUUGAUUUUGCCAUGAGGGAAAUAGUGUUUGAUCUUUUAUCCGUUGGUCGUCAUGUGAAAAUUAUUUAUACUCCCGAAAGAAUGAGUAUUGGACUUAGAGCAUUUCUUGUUGUCGCUGAUAGUUUACAGCAAAAAGAAGGAGAACCGCCUAUGCCACGAACGAUGGGAGUUCUUCCUAGUGGAAAUACAAUGCGUGUGAAAAAAACUUAUCUCAAUAAGAUGCUUACGGAAGACACAGCAAGAAGCAUAGGAAUAUCUUCUUAUUUUCCGCACGUUCGUCGUGUUUUCGUUGAUAUUUUACGAGCUCUAGACGUUCAUUAUGGACGACCUCUGAUGAUGACAAGUACACAAAAUAUGAAUAAAGAACCCGAUGAGAUGAUGACAGGAGAACGAAAGCCAAGAAUUGAUUUAUUUCGCACGUGUGUCGCGGCUGUUCCUCGUUUAAUACCGGAUGGAAUGACUGGAGCUGAAUUAGUCGAUUUAUUAGCACGUCUCACUGUUCAUAUGGACGAAGAAUUAAGAGCACUGGCUUAUCAAAGUCUUCAAACUCUAGUUCUUGAUUUUCCCGAUUGGAGACAAGAUGUUGUUUUGGGAUUUACGCAAUUUCUUGCGAGAGACGUUCUAGACACAUUUUCACAAUUGGUCGAUAAUGGUUUAAGAAUGUUGUUACAAUUAUUGACAAGUUGGAAAAAUGCUCUAUCAAGUCCCAGUGUGAGAUCUAAAGAACAACCCGUUGACAACAAUAGAAUUCACCUUCGAAUUGAUUCAGUGAAAAAAAUGGAAACAAAUCAAAAAGUCGAACCAGUGUCAAGUGUUUUUCAUUUUGUCGAAGGAUUUGCGCUUGUUAUGCUUUGUAAUUGUCGACUCUAUCCACGUCGUUUGGCUGUGCAUAUUUUAAGAGAAAUUAAACUUCUACUGAAAACUUUAGGGAGUCUUGAAGAUGAUCAACCUGUAAUCGAUGUUAUUGACGCGUGUUGUCCAGCUGUUUUAGAAAAAUGUUAUCACAUGUUACCACCAGCGGAAAAAGCGGCUGCAGCAUCAAAUUCAAAUGUUGAUCUUCAAUGGAUUGCUGACAGAAGUAGUUGUGUUUGGACUGCUGGUUUUCAUGACGAGAGUAGUACAAAAAGUUCGUCGUCUUUAAAUCUAAAUGGCGCCGAUCCCUGGAGUAGUUGUUUAUUUGCAUUUUUGGAAAAGGAUCGAGUCCUUACACUUUGUCCCAAUGCUGUGGCGCAUUCCUGGCCCAUUGUUUUUACUCGGAUUAAUUCAUUAUUUACUGUCGUCGAUCCAACACCUGUGAACGACAAUAGAGCCUCCCUUCUGAGAAGUUCGACUGCAAUUAGAAAACCCGUUAAUGAAAGAGAUAUUUACAUGCACGUUUGGAAAAAUUAUCUGACUUUUGGAUAUCGUGUUGUUCCUCCCAUUCCAAGUCCUGUUGUUCGAUGUGCAAGUCCAGAUCUCAGUUUAAGUGGUCAGCAAACGGUGGAGUUUGGUGUGUUGUGCAUGAGUAAGGAGUUGAGUCAAAGCCUGGAAAAUCUCGGUGGGGCCCAGACCCUGCCGGGUCGGUUCUCAGUACCGUCCAUUUCCGGAAUCUACACCAGACAUAAGAGAACAAGCUCAUCGCCAGAUAGUCUUUCUGCUGAACGAGGUGACAAUAAAUCUCCGGGAACAAAUGCCAGUCCUUCAGCUUUGUAUAAAUUAACAGUGCCUUUACUCAGGUGCGAGGCUGUUGAUGUUAGAGAUGCUGCCGUUCAAGCAAUUGGCAAAGUUAACGCCGAUGCAUUAAAAGAUUUGAUGGAAGAAUUAGUGCCCUAUAUUAAAGAAGCUGUUGAUAGAAAACAAGAAAAUAUGAGAAGACGACGUAGACGAGAUGCUCUAAGACUACAACUUGUUCGUGUCCUGGAAUUAAUUGCCGAGUAUGGAACAUUUGGAAUUUGUCCAGCAGUUUUAGACCGUGAAACUCAAUCUCUACAUCCUACUUUUAUUGAAUAUAUGGAUGGUGCGAGAUUAUUUUUGGAAAAUGAAAAUGAUAAAGAAGCCCCUGCCGUUCGUGACAUCAAGUUACAUUUUUGUAAUUUUAUUCGAAAAAUGAUUAAGAGUUUCACAUUGGAAACGUGUCACACUCUUUUAAAAAGAGAUUUACGUCGCAAUUUAUUUACACUUUUUGCCAGUUGGGCCGGUCCUUAUGGAAGACCUAUUACGAACUCUUCACUAUCGCAUGAAGAUGAAAGAGCCUGCUCUGAAUUGCAGCUCUCUGCACUUCAAGCAAUGAGUGGAUUAUUAUGCUGUGGUCCCUGUUUUAAUCCCCAAUCUUUAUCUGAAGAGGGUGCAAUUCUAUAUCAAUGGUUAGAUCUUUUAUUAUCCAGUAAAGAUGAAAAGAUUUAUAUUUUGGCUCGAGAAACUGUGGUGCUUCUCUUGGAAGGAAAUCCUGAUAUUGGAGCUCUUCUUGAAUGGGUUGUCGAUCGCUGCUAUACUGGAGCACCUCAAGUAGCUGAUGGAUGUUUCUUAGCUCUUGCAACUAUUUUCAGUGCAAGAGAAUAUCCUUGCGAUCAUUAUACGAGUGUAAUCAAUGUCACUUUGAUGAAUACGGGAUGUCCAAGAGCUCCUGUUCAUGAUGCUGCCUUACAGCUUUUACAACUUCUUGAUCAGAGAUUCUUUGGAAAUGUUAGCCCUUUGAUUGCUACGGAAUUCGACAAUGGACAAGAUGAAUUAGCAGUUGGUUCAUCAGCUGCUGGGGCAGGACAAAUUAGUACAAUUACUGGAGGAAAAUUAAGAGGUGGCACACUUGAUGCUUUACUUUCAACAACUUAUUGUCGAAAUCAAAUGUAUCUUUCACGUCAACUUGCUCAACUUCAUCCAGAAUUGACAAUGCCCAUGUUUAGUGAAAUUACUCAUAGAUUUCAGACUGCUCGUAGGGAAGUUCGCCAGUUAUUACUUCAAUAUUUACUGCCUUGGCUUCAUAAUAUGGAACUUGUUGAUCCAAAUGUUCCACCUCCGUCGAAUCCUCUCAGUUAUUACCAGUAUUAUACAAGUGACGUGACCCGAGGAGGUGGUCGCAGAGAAGGUUGGGGUAGCGCUGAAGCAACUGAAAUGGUUCUCAAUAAUUUAUUUUAUAUAACUGCAAAGUUUUCCGAUGAACAUCCAAAGGAAAUAGAAGAAUUAUGGGCGACACUUUGUGGAUGUUGGCCAAAUAAUCUCAAAGUUAUCAUUCGUUAUCUCAUUAUUGUUUCAGGAAUGGCACCCCAAGAACUUCUAACAUACGCGAAACGUGUAGUUCUUUAUUUGGCAAGAGCUCGACCCGAUAGACUCGUCGAUGAAAUGAUGAUUGAAUUACAAACAGUGGAAACUCUCAACUGUUUAAUCGAAAGAACUGAAACACCACCUUUUUAUCGUUUAACAAGUAUGAGAAAAGCAUCGUCUCACAGCGAUGCACCAGCGGCUGAUCCCGCCAAUCCAUCCAGAGAUUUAGCUGUUGAAAAAGGAACUAUUCAUACUAAACGACAUUCUGGAGAGGAUCCUAUUAAAGCGGGUGGCUCCAAAUCAGAUUCAGCAUUACGAGCAUUGGCUACAUUCUCAAAUUCAAGAAUUGAAAAAACAAGAACUGCUAGUGGACCUGCAAUGCUGCCAGAUGAUCUUUCUACUCCAACAACGGAACCUGAGAUGAAUACAGAUGAAACAUGUUAUGCCACUCGGAAUGGAGCAACAGGUGUCAGUGGAAAAGUCGUUUGUGUUGGUGAUAUAUUCGAUAUUCCUCAACCACAUCCAUUACCAAUGCCUGAAUACGGAGGAUAUUUUGCACCAUUAACAGAAUAUUUACCCGAUAGUUCACAACCAAUCAGCGGAUUUCAUCGAUGCAAUAUUGCUGUAAUGCUUCUGACAGACGUUGUUGUUGAUGGAAUACAAUUGGAUUGGGCAAUUCAUGUUCCAUUAAUGUUGCACAUUAUUUUCUUGGGUUUGGAUCAUUCACGACCAUUAGUGAGGGAUCAUUGUCGAUGUUUACUUUUGAAUCUCUUGGUUGUAUUGGGUGAUCAUCGCGAUCAUCUUGGUGUAGCUCGUGUUUUAUUAGCUACAAAAACUGAACAAUUGGGACUUGGAUUAUCAACACCACCAUUACCUGUAAUUGAGCACAAUUUUACGGAAGUUGAUCCAGAGUUUGAUAGUUAUCUUUAUGGUCCAUCAACUGUUCCUCAGCCGUCAAGUCCUCCACAAGCAAAUUCACCACCUCCGACUUCGCCUUCAUCGUCUCCACCUCCUCCACCACCACCACCUCCGCCUCCUCCACCGCCACAACCACCACCACCUCCUCCUCCACCUCCUCCGCCGCCGCCACCACCACCUCCGUCAUCGUCAAAUGUCACUCCAAAUCAUUCUCCAAUCAAUACAUCAUUGACUACAAGAUGUUCAAUUAAUCAAGCAGUUCAAUCUUUCGCCGAUUCGAAAAUUCAAACUAUUUAUUCAUAUGAAUCAACAUCGGGAAAUGGAUGGCCUCCAUCUGUGAGAACAGUAACGACCAUUGGAUUACCGCCUGUGAUUGUGACACCUGAAGAUGGUGUUAAUUGGACUGGACCACAAUCUGGUUCGAUAAUGUCUAUUCAAGAUGUUAUUAAAUCAUUGAUAAAUUUCCUUGCCUCAAGAACAAAUCAACCCUUGUGGAAUUACGAAGAUAUGACUGCAAAAGUUUGGUACGUUCGAAGUGCAGAGCAAUUGACAAUUUUAUUGCGUCAUGUAUUGCGAGUCUUUAGAGAAUCAUUACCACAUGCACUUGUUAGUCAACGUUGGGCUCAAACAGCUCUUCAAUUAGGACUCUCAUGUUCAUCGAGACAUUAUGCCGGUAGAUCACUUCAAGUUUUUCGCGCUCUUCGUGUUCCCAUUACUUCGCGAAUGCUCUCUGAUAUUUUAUCCCGACUGGUGGAAACUGUUGCUGAACAAGGCGAAGAUAUGCAGGGAUACGUCACCGAAUUACUCUUAACUCUCGAGGCAGCAGUUGACUCUUUGGAAUCAGACUUUAGGCCUCUAGACUUUAUGAAAGAAAUCUUUAAAUCCACUCCCAAUUUAAAUAAUAAAGAUGCAGCGUCAAUUAUUAAGAAAACAGGAAAUAUGUAUCCUGCAGGAGCUCAUGUUUAUUCGCAUCUUUAUCAAUCGGGACAUACACGCAGUACAAGUUACUCAGUCAGUUACUGCAUGAGAAAAUCAGCAGCUGCAAAUACAAGUGAUGUGAAAGAACUAGAUAAUCGAGUUGGCAAUAAAUAUCCAAAUUCAAAUCUUUCGAGAUCAAGAUCAGCGCAAUCAUUAAAAUUAUUGGGUGAUUCUGCAACACAAGAUGAUAAAAUGACAAUAUUGGCACAAUUAUUUUGGCUCUCAGUUUCUCUUCUUGAAUCUGAUUAUGAACAUGAAUUUUUACUUGCCCUUCGUCUUUUAGAUAGAGUUUUGCAUAGAUUACCAUUAGAUCGUCCAGAUGCAAGAGAUAAAGUUGAAAAAUUACAACAACAAUUAAGAUGGAAUUCAUUUCCUGGUGUACACGCUCUUUUAUUGAAAGGUUGCACCAGUCCAAAUACAUAUGAGCCUGUUGUUACUUUGCUAUCUCAAUUUACGACCUUUUUGGACCUACCGGUUGUCGAUCCAACGCAAAGUCUCGCCUUUCCAAUGAACGUUGUUUCUCUGUUGCCCUAUAUGCUUCUUAAUUACGAAGACGCUAAUGAAUUAUGCAUUCGAAGCGCGGAAAAUAUUGCUCAGGUGAGCGCUGAGAAGGGAAAAAAAUUGGAAAAUUUAGGAACAGUUAUGACUCUAUAUAGUCGUCGAACAUUUAGUAAGGAAAGUUUUCAAUGGACAAAAUGUGUUGUUAAAUAUCUUUACGACACAUAUGCGCAUUUGAGUUUCAAUAUGUUGGCAUUUUUAGUUGAAGUUUUGGAAAAAGGACCAGGAAAUGUUUCACUUCCUGUUCUCAGUAUUAUACAUUGUAUGUUGCAUUACGUCGAUCUCGCAUCUCAAGCUGCACAACCAAUAACAACUGAAUUGUUACGAGUUAUUUCUAAAUAUGUAGAGGGACCACAAUGGAAAGAAUCGUUGAAAAUUCUCAAACUUGUCGUAACACGUUCAUCAACACUCGUUGCACCGCCAACUUCCGUUCAUGGACCCAAUUGGGAUUCAUCGUCAGCAUCUCCACAUCCAAGUUUCACUGACACUGAAAUAUUCACAAAAAAAGAAUUACCCGGAAGAACGAUGGACUUUACUUUUGAUCUUUCACAAACACCUGUUAUUGGAAGACGUUGGUUAAUUCGUCAAAUUGGUGAGGAGAAAAAUCUCAAUUCUCCAAGACGAUCCUUGUCACUAUCUCCGGCUGAUAAUAAUGCCAUUUCCGGUUGGAAGAAACCUUGGAUGUCUCAGAGCCGUGUCAGGGAGUGUUUAGUGAAUCUUUUGACAACUUGCGGACAGAGAGUCGGAUUACCAAAGAGUCCAUCUGUGAUAUUCAGUCAGAGUUCCGAUUUAAUGGAAAGACAAUCUUCAAUGGCAUCGUCAACAGAAGAAGUAUCUGGUGCCAAUAAUGAUUUGAGUGGAGGUUCGCGACGCGACGAUGAACAAUUUGGCGUCUUUAAGGACUUUGACUUUCUUGAAUACGAAAGUGAGAGUGUCGAGGGCGAGAGCACUGAUAAUUUCAAUUGGGGUGUACGUAGACGGCCACUCAGCGAAGGAGAAGAACGAGAACCAAGUCUUCGACAUUUUGAAGAGAGUCUCAGUGAAAAAACAUUGUCAUCAAGCAAACAAACUACGAGGAAAGGUGUGGCUGAGGAAUCUUCAGACGACGAAGUUGGAUCUGAAUCUCCAUUGGAUGAAGUGCCAGGUGGCGCGGGUACUGGACAGGAAGCUAAUAAUAUUCCUGGAAUAUUUCCACCAUCAUCGUUGUCUUUGAUUCCAAGUCGAACUCGACAUGAUUCUUCAACAAGUGGCUCAAGUGCUGGUGAUUUAGGCGAUGUUACACCUUGCAAUGCUUCGCCAAAUCUCUCGACUUUGAUUCCAUUCAGACAAGUUCGCGAUGACAAUGAAGAAGUAUGGAGACAACAAAUACAAGCUUUAACGACGCAGGCGUCUUACAAUGCUCUUGACUUUUUCCACUUACUCAGCAGAAUUUUAAGGGAUGUUAGCAGUAAAUCAGUUGGUCUCACUCGAGAAGCAAGUGCCUUGUUAAACAAUGGAGGGACAGCUUCUAAUCAGCUUGGUUCACAUUUGUCUAGUCAUGCUGAAUUACUCAGUACAAAAGGAGAGCCACCGCUUGUUUGGUUUUCAACCACAGUAUUCGGAAAUCAAAGACUUAACGAAACAUUGAGAUUUGGAAUGCUUGAGAUUCAAGAACAUCUUGAAACUUUCUUGGAUCGAAAAGAUCACGCUACGGAGUGUCUCGAGGCAGUGAAAACAACGUCGAAACUACAUGCAUUAGACGAGGCCCAUUCAACUGAUGCGAGUAUCGAGGAAAUGCUUUUGGAUUUAGGAAGAGCCCUUUAUAAAUUACAUUUUCAACUUUUACUUUUGAUUGAGGCGUCAAAUAAAAUGUUGGCCGCCUUAUUGAGUGCGGCGAAAAAUAUUCAAAUUCAAUUGCAAGAUAUGUCAUUGGAAAUAGCGAAUAUGAAAAUUGCUUUAAGUAGAGCACUUGAAGAAAGUACAGAGAGUGAAAGAGGAACACCAACGCCAACGCCAAGUUCUAGUUCUGUUUCGGGUAAUGGAGCACACGAGGAAUUUGCAAGAGUUGCGGAACUUUUGGGUUCUGAAAGAUGGUCCUCUGCUCUUGAGGCUGUUCGACUUCACAGGGCAAAAUGGCCUGGUGAUCCUUUUCAUGACGAUGACGAUGUGACGACUGCUGUCAAUAUGUAUUGCAGACACUUGGGACAAGAUAGAUCUGAACUCUUUGUGGUAACACGAAGUGACGAUGAAAUGUCGGAUAUAUUCAGUAAAUUGAUGGAGAGUCUCUUUAAAGUUUUAUCAGCUGUGACGGGCCUGGAAGCUUCUACAAAGGCAGCCAGAGUCCAGAGCGAAACUCCAACAAAAAACGAUUGCUAAUUUAACUCUAUAGUUUUUGUAGUCAAUCGUAUUUAAGAAUUUUAAUUAAUUUUCGUGUGUCCACGAAAAAUAAAAAUCUAAUUACAAUUCUUUUUACUGUGAUUGAUUGAAUAUACGUGGAUAACGUCUCUCAAUGUUUCUACGGCAAGAGGAAACAAAACAUUUUUUGUACCUAUCAAAAUGAUUAUAUAUAGACUGAAAAUUUUAAUGUCUAUGGAAAUUUGCUUUUUUUUUGACACUGAUGUGAUUCUUUUCUUUCGUUGUAGACAAGAAAAGAAUGUAUGUGUGUGAGAAAACGUGAAAAAAAGGAAGAACGCACAAAUUUGAAAAUCAAUUUUUGUAAUUUGAUUUCAAGUGACGACGAUUUUGGAAAAAUUGUUUUCAAAAUUCAUUCAUUUCGAAAAAAAACUUUUCACGUUGAAUAUCACUGAAUGGUAAAAAUUUAUUAUAAUUACUUUCUUUUUACUAAAUUGGUAUACAACUGGGAAUUUGAUAAAUGUGAUAUUUAUAAUGGAAAAUAUGUCACGAAUAA